Guillardia theta CCMP2712 is the source of this 954-nucleotide messenger RNA. RefSeq lists its product as hypothetical. The record is from RefSeq and is a predicted model, not a curated record. The annotation marks the transcript as partial. Gene Ontology annotation, molecular function: protein serine/threonine kinase activity; ATP binding. Gene Ontology annotation, cellular component: nucleus. The transcript has a single exon. Gene Ontology annotation, biological process: protein phosphorylation; mitotic DNA damage checkpoint signaling. Lineage: Eukaryota; Cryptophyceae; Pyrenomonadales; Geminigeraceae.
AUGACAUGCGUCAGGUAUUCUCAUUCUAUCUUGAAAGCAUUGACCGAACGCCUGUACGUCUGGAGGAGACUAGAGCUGCUAUGGAUUCAAAGGUCAGCUACAAGCUACACAGAUCUUGACUUGGAUGAUGUAAUCCGAUACUGUUCAUUGCCCAAAGCUCUGAAUAAAGCUGACCGAAGACUGGACGGGUCUCACGCAAUAGGAAUUGCGAUCCCUGGUUACCGAGUACAAGGAGUGAUCGGAAAAGGAGGACAAGGAACAGUGUAUCUUUGUCAAGAAGUUGAGUCACAAUCAGUCUGUGCUAUCAAAGUUUGCAAUAGACCAGAUGAGCGGGAAUAUCAGAAUUUGAAGUCUCUACAGCAGCUUCAGCAUCCCAACAUUGUGAGAUUGUUUGAUUGCAUUCUUGAGCCUUUCGCUAUUGUCAUGGAGUACGUGCAUGGACAAUCUUUGAAGGAGGUUAUGCAGACCUCAGAAGAUGGUGAGGGCAGAAAACUGGAUCUGGAGUUGAUCAAACUCAUCGGCUCUCAGAUGCUCGAUGCCUUGUCUGCAUUACACAGAAUGGCAAUCACUCAUCGAGACCUCAAACCUUCCAACAUCUUAUGCACGUUCUCGCAUAAUCAAACAAUCGAGAAGGUCACGUUGAUCGACUUCGGCGCUUCCAGACAUGACAAUUUCGAUGUGACGAUGACCAAUACAGGCCAGUUCGUUGGGACAUGGCAGUACUUCAGUCCUGAGCAGUGCAGGGGUGAUGCUCAACUUGAUGCGAGAGUGGAUGUCUGGUCAGCUGGGGUCGUUAUCUAUGAAAUGGCUGCUGGGAAAAAUCCAUUUUUCUCUCUGAAUGUGCUUGAGCUGUUCAACGCAGUACGAAGAAAGCGGUUUGUUGUGAUUGUCACCUGUGAUGUGGCGAUGAAUCUGUUCCUAAAGACAGCUCUGAAGAAAGAUCCUCAAGAUCGA